This is a messenger RNA of Saccostrea echinata, 2134 nucleotides long. RefSeq lists its product as uncharacterized. The transcript is spliced from 5 exons. The record is from RefSeq and is a predicted model, not a curated record. Lineage: Eukaryota; Metazoa; Mollusca; Bivalvia; Ostreida; Ostreidae. Bases 8 to 1507 code for a protein of 499 amino acids.
AAAUGAAAUGAUUUGUGAUCAAGAAAGCACCCGAUUUAAAGAAACUCUGUGGUUAUGCUUCAAAGUUUCUUUUGAAUUUGUGCCUCGAGAAUUGGCAGCCCAUAAACGUGCCUCAGAGGAAAUACAUUCACUACUACUUGGGGAAAAAGAUCUUCCAGAUGAUAGUGUUGUUUUUGUGCACAAUAGUAAAAGUGAAAUUGAGGACAUUUGUCUGGAGUUAUUUGACUCAGAGCCAAAAAUAUUGGAGCAAUACCCAUUUACAAACCUGGAAGAAGUUGCGAAUAAAGGUCAAGUGAUCAUUUUCUGCUAUGGAGAAGAAGCAAAAAAUGAAAUAUCAUAUCUUAUUCAGAGUGAGAGAAACACUGUAUCUGAAAAAGUGUUCUUCCUUAUUUUGGAAACCAAAUUCAUUGACUGGGAGUUCCGUAAAAAUGCCAUUCUGAAAUCAUUGGGAAAUGUUAUUGAUGGAAGAAAUAUUUUGCAUUCUCAAACGAAUAAGGUGCAUCUAUACGAAACAUUCUGCUGCCACCUAGAUGAUCAAAUUAGGCAACUGCAGAAGAGGUUUGAAACCAGUGGCUCUGAACAUGAUUUAAAAUUGGCUAAAGGAGUGAGGCAUAUUUACGAAAAAGUAUUAAAACCAAAUGCAAACAUAAGCAGUGCAUUAGAAACUGAAUGUAAACAUUUAAUUGAACGUUCUGACUUUCUUACGGCGUAUAUGAUUCGAAAGAAUAUUGUGUGGGUAAUUGGAGACACUCUACAGAAGAAAAAUGAGAAACCCUGGCCUGCAUCUUUUGAGGAGAGAAUACGGAAUGAAAAUAUGGAAAUUAAAUUUGGGGAAAUAAGACCCCAAGGACUGUGUGUCGGUUCAAAACUUUUUCGUCAGGAGGAUAUGAGGAUAUUUGGAUCAAUAGGGAUGUUUGGCACAUAUAAGCAUGAGAAAGAUACCCAAGUCUGUGUAAGCAGUGCGCAUAUAUUAAGAAAAGAAGACACAGGAUAUAUAGAACAUGAAGGAAAAAUACGAGAGCUUGGAAACUGUAUUUGGCCAAUGAGUUCCGUUGUAUCUGUUUUAGAUGAAAUGAGCGUUAUUGCAUUGGAUGACAGCUUACAAUUCUCAGCUGAAAAGCACUUACAUGAAUCAGUUAAACUAUUUGAGGGAAGUCCCAGUGAAUUAUUAAAUCGUAAAGUUUUCAAGUUUGGUGCAUCCUCUGCCAUGACGAAAGGUUUUGUGGAUCAAGUAAUAGUUACAUCCCUGGGUCCGGAAACAGCCUAUGGAAUAACACCACAUCCAAAAAAUUCAGUUUUUUCCACUGAAGGAGACUCUGGGUCAGUUGUUUGUACAAAAAUGAAUCGCACAAUAUAUGCUAUUGGGUUGGUUAUUGGCAAGUUUGAACCACAUGAUGAACAAACUAGUGAGAAUAUAGAUACAUUAAUUAUGGUAUCAAAUUUGCAGAUGGCGGUUUUACGUUUCAAGAAAGAAAUGGGAGGAGAAAUAGGAGACUGGCGCCUUUAAAAAAAAAUAUGAAAUUGAAAUCCUCUGAAUAUUUUGUAAAAAAGAUUCUCUAUUCUUAAAAAAAAGAAAUGUUUGAUAUCUUGUAUGUAUCUAGCUGCAGAACUGUAGCUCUCGGAAAAAAAAUAUUGACAGACCGGAGAGCUACAGUGCCACCCAUAGAGAAAACUGUAUAUUUACUCUGCACAAAAAUUGCGCUUGAUUCCGGUUUCAUUUCUCUAAAUUCUUACCUCAACUUCAACUGCACAAAAACUCGAUUUCAAGAUAUUUCUUAGACUUUUAUCAACUACUGUCGUAGUUAACUUCUGCACGAAGCGCUGUAGACCGAAUUGUCUUGCCACCCAAAAUGGCAGUAUAAGUAGGCGAAACUUUCGAUGGUCUUCAUUUCAGGUCCUGUAGGACUAUUUCCAACGGUUCCGGGGGAAUGUUUUGUUGUGGAAAUAGUAAAAUAAUAUGUUCGUAACAGCCGGUUAGUAAUAUUUUGAGAUGGCAGUUUAAAUAUGCAGAGAAAUAUAAAUUCAUAAUUGAGCACAACUUUUUGUGCGCAAUAAAUAUACAAUUUUUUCUAUGGGUGGCACUGUUGCUGUCAGGUCUGUAUAUUUUUUUUUUUUCUGAGAGCUACAGUUCUGC